This is a messenger RNA of Iphiclides podalirius (scarce swallowtail), 282 nucleotides long. NCBI's taxonomy places the organism in Eukaryota, Metazoa, Arthropoda, Insecta, Lepidoptera, Papilionidae. The record is from the annotation of a GenBank genome assembly.
AUGGUUAUUGCGGGCCGCGCUGUAAUUACCAUCGGCGCUCUUCAAGCGGCGCGUGGACAUCGGCCGCGGCCGUUCCGUCGCAUUCCCUUUCGCCCGUUGGGCGGGCGGUUUUAUACAUACCGCGCUCGUCCGCCGUUAAAGCGGCCGGAUUGCGGGCCCGUUAAUUGCUCCACGCUGGCGCUUGAGCACCUGUGCGAGAUUUUAUUGGCGCCGCGUUCGCACUCGCUCCGCGCGGGCGCUGGAGUGCGAGCUUUAUUGCUGUCGGUGCUCGCUGCACGCGAU